Molecule: messenger RNA, 1604 nt
Organism: Pungitius pungitius (ninespine stickleback)
Lineage: Eukaryota; Metazoa; Chordata; Actinopteri; Perciformes; Gasterosteidae
Product: claudin-19-like
Exons: 4
Coding region: 223-834 (203 amino acids)
Biological process (GO): bicellular tight junction assembly; cell adhesion
Cellular component (GO): plasma membrane; bicellular tight junction
Molecular function (GO): structural molecule activity
Source: RefSeq, a predicted model, not a curated record
GCCCUUUAAAUAGAGGCUGCAGAGGAGCGCGCGUAUAACGGAGGGAAACGCCGUCCAAAGAGGGAGAUCAUUUCCCUUUGCCUUCGACAACCUCUUUGCGCUUGGAUUGACUCAUUGUUUUUUCUUCUCUUCGGAGUUUCCAACAAAGUUCUGGGCUACUCUUUUUUUUUUUUUGUAAAAUUCCUUUCUCACCUCUUCCCACUCUGCGCUUAUCUGGACACGAUGGCCAGCACGGGACUGCAGCUCCUCGGGUUCUUCCUCGCCCUGGUCGGCCUCGCCGCCACUGCCGGCGCCACCUUGAUGGUCGAAUGGAAGAAGCAGUACCAGGGCAAGACGCACCGCAUCUUCGAGGGCCUGUGGAUGAGCUGCAGCGGCAACGAGAGAACGACCUGUGAAUUCCACCAGUACGUCCUGAAGCUGCCGACUGAGGUCCAGGCCACCAGGGCCGUAAUGCUGCUCAGCGUAUUCCUGUCCGCUGUGGCCCUGCUGGUGUCCACAGUGGGGAUGAAGUGCACCCGCUUCAUGGACGGCAAAGAUGAGAGCAAGUCCAGGACCGCGAUGGUCGGGGGGAUCAUGUUCAUGGUUUCAGGUUUGUUGACCCUCAUCAUAACCUCCUGGUACGUUAAAAUGAUUGUUAAGACCUUCAAUGAAUCCAAUCCCCUGCAGAGCUUUGAGUUCGGUAACGCGGUGUUUGUCAGCUGGGCAGGCGGCCUCCUCACCGCGGCCGGGGGGGCUUUCCUGGGCUGUCGGAGAUGCUGGCGGUCCCAGUCCAACAGCUCCGUCAGCUCCAACCACCUCCUCUCCACCACCCACCCAAAGUCCAACUACGUCUAGGGGGGGGGGGGGGGGGGCGCUGGAUUUACCAACGGGAGCAGGUUGUGCUUUCUACAAUGAGGACAAAUCAGGAUUAAAAAUACCUGCUGAACUUCCAGUUAGUGACCGGGAUCAGGAUCGCACAAAAGAUCAAGCAGUUUGUUCUGAAUUUGAAUCCCAUUUUGAUGCGGUAGCUUGAAUUUCCUCCGUUUCACCAUAAAACGUGUUUGGUUGCCACUUGGGUGCUGACAGUCAUGGUUUCUGCUGCUGUCAGCUGUUGUUUUCCAUUGAGAGAAAUAAACGUAACACAUGAAAAUAUUAAAUGAAGUAGGCAACGUGGUGCAGGAACAUCCUGUUGGCUUUGUGACGAGGGAACAUGUGUGACGCUCCAGGCUCCAAAAAUAAAGACUUAUUUCAAUAGUUUGCAGCGUAUCAAAAUGUUGUGUCUAUAGACACAACAUUUUGACAGUUGAUGGAAACAUUGAUUUUAAGGUGUACAUUGUUGUACAGUUUUUUGCUCUUCAGCUUCACUUUUGAUAUAGAAUGUUUGUGCGAUGUUGUUCAUUAGUUUUCAUAUUUCCUUGUCGUAUUUUAAUGACAUUUUGUUGACUUUGCCAAAUGUAGAACAUUCUGUCUGUGUGCAGCGUUUUGAAAAGUAAAAGAAAAUGUGUUUUGUCUUUCUCACUUUGUGUUCCAUUUCCUUAUGCCUUUACUUUAAUGACUCUUUAUACUCAAAGUCAGACUCCUUGGACUGGCUUUUAGCGCACACAGAUAAAAAGUGUCCCUCAGCA